AUGCCAGGCUGUUGCGUGGCUGAUUGUAAAAACAGUACCGUAAAAGGUUUCCAUUUGUUUCGCGUGCCCAAAGGUGAACGUAGACAACAAUGGGUCAAAUUAAUCGGAAGAAUUGAAUUACCAGAAUCGGCUAAUAUUUGUGAAGUACACUUUGGCGAAGAGCAAUUCGAAAAUAAUCGGAAAGAUGGGAAAAGAAAAUUACGUCCAUUUGCAAUACCUAAUUUAUUGGAAAGCAUAAAUGAUCCUUUGAUAAAUCCUUUAGAAGGUAUAGAAGAAGAUAUAAUUUCUACAGAAGAACGUACGAUAGAACCUAUGACAAAUUUCAUGGAAAAAUAUAUAAACCUUGUAGAAGAAUCUACAUUUGUAGAAAAAUGUACGACACAUGUCACAGAGCAAUGUACAAAUAAAUCCGACAGAGUCUUAAAAACGUUAAAAUCAAUGAAAACAAAAUUAAAAUACGUUAAUGUUUUGAAAAAGAAAUUCCGAAAAUAUCACACUUUGCAAAAAAAUUUGGAAAAAGUAUUCAAUCAAGAUCAAAGAGAAUGUAUUAUAUACGAAUCACACGAAGGACGAGCAUGGUCAGCAAAUACAGGUACGAAAGCAUUGAGGUUUUAUGUGUCUUGUGGACAGAAGGGCUAUGAAGAGUUACUUCGACAACAUUUACCCUAUCCCAGUAUUCGAACAUUACAAAAUCGCGUACAAGGCUUUAAAUUUAAGCCAGGUAUUUUUGAAGACAUUUUCAAAUUGCUUGAAAUAGAAAUAUCUGUGUUUAAACCUGAGGAGAAACAUGCGGUACUGUUAAUAGACGAGAUGUCUAUAAAACCCGGUGUACAAUUCGAUAAUUCUAUAGGUUUAGUUGUAGGUAAACCCACAAUGAAAUUGUCGGGUGGAUUUGACAGUUCAAAAGGACUAGCUACACAUGGUCUCGUUUUUAUGUUGUGCGGUAUCAGUACUAAGUGGAAACAAAUCUUUGCAUACGAGUAUACUGCUAAUUCAUUUUGUAACCAAGAAAUGUGUAAUAAAAUUAGAACAAUUGUUCAAAAGGCACAUGAUAUUGAAUUAAAAAUUACAGCUGUUAUUUCCGAUAUGGGAGUCCAAAACAGGAGUUGGUGGAAGUUGAUGAACAUCACAGCCGGUAGAUUUAGUACGAUCACUAAUUAUAUUCAACAUCCAUGUAAUGAUACAGACAAAUUGUAUAUUAUGCCAGAUUCCGUCCAUGUUUAUAAAAACGUUGCAUGCUCGUUAAGAAAGCAUAAAUUUUAUUUAAAUCAAAAACUGGUUACAAAGUACAAUUUACAACAUAACGAAAUUUGCAUGACACCUAUCUAUGAAGUAUUUAAGAUAGAUGAAAAAGAUACAUUAAAGUUAUGUCCACGUCUUAAAGAAAACGUUUUAAAUCCGUUUCAUUUCGAUAGGUACUAUGAAUGUGGCUUUAAGCGUCGCAUUAUUAAAUGAUAAUGUUGCGGCAGCUAUUACUUUUCAUAUAACGAAGAAAAAUAUUGAUAAGAAGCAUACGACUACUGCCUGGUUUAUUUCUUUAAUGCAUAA
Molecule: messenger RNA, 1548 nt
Organism: Trachymyrmex cornetzi
Lineage: Eukaryota; Metazoa; Arthropoda; Insecta; Hymenoptera; Formicidae
Exons: 4
Coding region: 1-1455 (484 amino acids)
Molecular function (GO): sequence-specific DNA binding
Source: RefSeq, a predicted model, not a curated record